Messenger RNA from Meloidogyne enterolobii, 233 nucleotides. Lineage: Eukaryota; Metazoa; Nematoda; Chromadorea; Rhabditida; Meloidogynidae. The record is from the annotation of a GenBank genome assembly.
GAAUGAACAAAUCUUUGUUGAUUUUCAUUUUGUUAAAUAUUUUGGCAAUUUCUUUUAAUUUUGUUGAGUGUGGAUACAACCGAGGUGGAGGAGGCUUUGAUUCAAGCAGUGGUGGCAGUGAAUGGAGUCAAUCAUCUGGCGGUAGUAGCAGUUUUGACAACGGUGGGGGUGGCGGUGGAGGUUUUGGCUCUCCCGGCUAUAAUGGAGGAGGAAGUGGAUAUAAUAGAGGAUAG